Molecule: messenger RNA, 1609 nt
Organism: Trachymyrmex septentrionalis
Lineage: Eukaryota; Metazoa; Arthropoda; Insecta; Hymenoptera; Formicidae
Exons: 8
Coding region: 21-1574 (517 amino acids)
Source: RefSeq, a predicted model, not a curated record
UUUUGUUUAAAUUAAACACGAUGGAAACAGUAAGCGACGUGAAAGAUAUCGCAAAACUUAUUCCUCUUCCCAUCACGAUUCCAUCGAAGCAAGAGGUUGUGCACAUGAGUCACACCCCUUCGUCAACACAUUCACAAUCUAAACUGCCCCUUUGUCCUGCAUAUCGCUUCUGCAGGGAGUUAAGAGAGCCUUAUCGUUCGCCUAUGCUUGAUAGAGAUCACCAACAAAUCACGAUACUCCAUGAUUUAUUGCAAGCGAUUAAAGAAGCUGCGUUAAAAUUGAUACAAUUAAUUACGAUAGAGGAGCAAUGGAGGGAAGGCGUAGAUCCUCGAAUACGAUAUUCAGGACAAUAUGAGAGGAGUACUCAACCGCAUAAUCCUGAAUCUGGAUUAAUCGCGAGCACAUCCUCCUCAGUUUGUGUACUCUGUGGCGUCGCACUUCAUCUGAAGAAUUCUUCAGAGAAUCCAAGGCAAUUCGAUAGAGGAAGCAGUGAUAAUUAUAGUCACGGUAUCUCAUCGAAACAGCUUGAGAAUAUAUUGAAAAAGAUCUAUAUAAUUCCUUUACCUGCCGAAAAGGAUAAAAAUAGCGAUGAUUCCUCUAAUCCUGGAAGUAUACUUGAUUAUAUUCUUUCCAAAGAAAAUAAUAUUAAUCGCACGAAAGGACGAGAAAAAGUCUUUUCAAAAAUCCAGUCCACUGAUAUGAGUGAGAGCGGAUUACAACCAAAGCUAUUGUUUAUACAACAAAAAUCUUCCGGUAGGAUCGCGCCUCAAACACGUCAAGACGAGUCUCAACGAAGGUGUGGUAGUACAAGUCAAGUGUCGAGAUACGUUACUAGCAAACAUGAUUAUAAGACCAAUGGAUCAUCACAUCGAUGCGUCGUCAAUAUACCAUCUACAAUUUCCUCCACCCAAGAAGCAGCGACGCUUACUCAGGAAAUGCUUUGUCCGUGCGCGUGUGGAUUAAUUGUGAAAGAAGGAACUGAAAGCAAAGUGUCUAUCAAUCCGAUGCCUGUAGCAAAAGAUGAACUUAUCAAAACUAAACUUGAAGAGUUAGGUCUGCAUUUACAUUCAAGAAAAAUAAAAGUACAUGGUGACACAGUAAAGGUCAAGAAAACGAAGAUGCAGAAGUUGGAAAAAGAUGCGAAUGUUAAACGUUGGAUAGAGGAAGUUGUGCAAUUGCGGUUACAAAUGCAAAUUGAGGAGCUGCAUAAAAGUAUUAAAUUUUUCAAACAAGAAAACGAGUAUAUUCGACGCCUUGCAAAAAAAUGUCGCUGUUUAUCAGAAGACAUACAGAAUUUACAGCAAAUGCUACCGAUUAGAGAAAUACAUUCUGUUCCAGAAUUUACGACAACGGUUAAGCACUUACAAGCAAAAUAUCACAAUCACGGAAUAAUAGCCACAUUAACCGGAAUGUUUCAAGGUUCAAUAAACAUUCAGCAGAUCACUGCGAAACUAUUAACAUCGUUUAAAGAACAUUGGAACCCGAGAGAAAACAUAGCAACGACACAUGUAUCAUCUGCUUCAGAAGCGCAGGCUCCUUUGAAGCCGAGUUCCAUGGUAUUCAACGUUUAUUAAAAUAUUUUUAGAUAAAUCACAAAUAAUACGCGUCA